Messenger RNA from Aedes albopictus (Asian tiger mosquito), 4235 nucleotides. RefSeq lists its product as uncharacterized. NCBI's taxonomy places the organism in Eukaryota, Metazoa, Arthropoda, Insecta, Diptera, Culicidae. The coding region runs from base 459 to 4235 and encodes 1258 amino acids. The transcript is spliced from 2 exons. The record is from RefSeq and is a predicted model, not a curated record.
CCUGUUGCUGUGACUGGGCACACUGGUACGUGAGUCUGCCAGCCACUCCCUCGGACGAACGUCAGAUGUAAAGAGAAGAAGAGGAGAAAAGGGAAGAAAACUGAAAGUCAACAGCGGUGAUUAAUUUACUAAGAGUAAAACUGUAUCUUCUAGUUAAGUUAUUAGUUAUUUGCCCUAAAUUCCACAGCGAUUGAACUAAAGUAGAGUAGUAAUAGUGCAAGGUAAGAGUUAAUGCGGGAAAACUCGAGAGUGUUCGCUAAUUUCUUUAUUUCCCUCGAAUUAGAUUGAGUCCUGCGAGGCUCGGAGAAAAAACACACGUUGCGUACCGAUUUGCAAGAAAUACUGAAAUCUUUGAAGCUGCUCAAACGCAACUACAAAACGGUGUUUUUAAUCGGGAACCGCAACAAACUUCAAAGAUUUCAUCCCGCGAAGGAAUGAAAACCUAACCUCCAAGGAAAAUGCCACGAAAACCCAACCAAGAGUCGGCCAGUUGUCAGAAAUGCGAGAGACCCGACAGCGCAGAGGACAUGGUCGGAUGCGAUAAGUGUAACGUGUGGCAACACUUUGGAUGUGCUGGCGUAGCAGAUUCAAUUGCCGAUACGAAACGAUCCUGGACGUGCGAGAAAUGCCGAGAGGAAGCCCUAAAAGACCCGGCUUCCAGAAUAUCGGUUUACACAUCCGCGUCAAGUAAGAAGUCUCGUCAAGCGAAGCUGCGGUUGGAGCUAUUGGAACAACAAAACCAGCUCAAAAUGAAGAAGCUCGAGGAAGAAGAGAAAUAUCUCAAGGAGAAGUUCGAGAUCUUGAUGCAGCUCGAAGACGACGAUGAUUCGGUGAGCGAAAGGAGUAAUGUCAGUGCGCAUUCGAAACAGAAGAGAUUGGAGAAAUGGCUCGAUGAAGAUGUGAUGGUCACAGCCACGGAAGCGGAAGUGCAGUUUGCUCCCAACGCGAGAACAGUGGCUUUUCCUACCUCUGAAACACAGUCGGUUUCGAGGAAGUUGGAGAACUUUCGCAACGGACCAAACGCAGCUUCUACCCCGAAUAAUCCUAAUUUGGCGUUAGCAAUUCCCACCACCAGUUAUCGAAGCACUCCUAUUGCAGCCCCUCGAGCAACACGACGACCUGUGGCAACGAUGUGUGUACUACAAAAUCAACUUUGCGACCGAUCAUUCACUGGUUUCGAGGAGGAGCAAGCAAGCGACACCGCUCAGAGCGCAUUAUCAAGGCGAGCUUCUAAUUCGGUGACGAUUCCAACGAUGGCUACCAUGAAUGCAACGGUGCAGUCGCCGAUGCCUUACAAAAACGAGCCAUCUACAAAAGUAACCCCUCCACGGAUCGGCCUUCCUGCUGCAUCCCGACCGGAUACCGAGUAUGUCAAGUAUCAUGCCAACCCGACGGCGUCAUUUCUCCCCUUCCCCUCGGGACAAAUGUUCGUGGGUGCCGAUUGCGCAGUGGAACCACCUUCACCCCCUGCGAGAACUCGAGUGGAUCCAGUUCUGCCGUGGGAUCACCAGCCCGCAAAACAGAACCCAUACGAAGCUGCCUUGAUUCAUCAACCAACACCAACGUCGACUCAACUAGCAGCCCGACAGGUCAUGCCGCGGGAUCUACCCGUGUUCACGGGAAGCCCGGAAGAGUGGCCAAUAUUCUACAGCAGCUACAAAAACUCGACGGAAGUUUGUGGCUACAGCGAUGCCGAAAAUCUCGCUCGGCUCCAGCGCUGCUUACGGGGAAACGCCCUCGAGGCUGUCAGAAGUCGCUUGCUGCUACCGAGCUCCGUCCCGUACAUCAUCGACACACUUCGAAUGCUUUUCGGACGGCCUGAAGCCCUGAUAAAUUCAUUGCUUAGGCGCGUGCGUUCCUGUCCUCCACCGAAAGCAGACAACCUUAAGUCCAUAGUCGACUAUGGGCUCGCUGUGCAAAACAUGAUUGAUCACAUGAUUAUCUCCGAACAACUAAAUCAGCUCAACAAUCCGAUGCUCCUCAAUGAACUUGUCGACAAACUGCCCACAAGUCUGAAAUUGCAGUGGGGUGCCUACAAACAAUCACAAGCUGAUGUCAACCUGGCGACUUUCAAUCAUUUCGUUGCGAAUCUAGUAGGACUGGCGUCCGAUCUAAUGAUCAGUUCCGAAUCAUUCCAUGGUUCCCCAAAAGUCGCGGCGAAUCGCUACGAGAAAAACAAGGAAAAGUUGUUCGUUCACUCACAGCAACCGGCCAACGACGUCGAUGAGACCGAAACCUGCCCAGACGUCAAUUCAGGUCACCCAUCUAAAAUGUGUAUCUACUGCGAAGAGGAGGCUCACCAGAUAGCAUCGUGCCAAUUGUUCAAAAACCUGACUAUGGAUGCUCGCUGGAAAGUUGUACGCCAAAGGAACCUCUGUCGAACCUGUUUGGUGCCUCAUCGUAAAUGGCCAUGUCGAUCGAAAAAGGAGUGUGGUAUUCGAGGUUGCCAAUCGCGUCACCACCAGCUUCUGCAUGGUCAGUACACACCGCCAGCCGAAACAGUUCCAGCCCAAGCUUCGGUUCCUAGUCCCAGUCGAGAAGGCCACCAGAACCAUCACGGCGGUAUGCCGUACACGUUGUUCCGAUACGUGCCGGUUAAGCUCUCCGGAAAUGGGAAAUCUGUAGAUAUUUUCGCAUUCCUAGAUGAAGGAUCUAGCACAACAAUGCUCGAGACAGAAGUUGCCGAGCAACUCGGUAUUGAAGGGCCCUCCGCGUCAUUGUGGUUAUCCUGGACCGGUAAAAUUUCAAGAGAGGAAAAGGAUUCUAAAUGCAUCUGUGUAUCCAUCGCCGGGCAAAAGUCAACGAAACAGUACACUAUCGAGAAUGUACACACCGUAGACGAAUUGAACCUUCCACAGCAAUCGUUCAACUAUGAAGAGCUGUGCACUCGAUAUCCGCGCAUGAAAGGAUUGCCCCUGGAAAGCUAUUCGGCUAUUACUCCUCGAAUGAUAAUCGGCUUAGAACAUGUGCGGCUGCUUACGGCACUGAAGACAAAAGAAGGCGGAGCGCUCGGUCCAGUGGCUGUCAAAACAAGGCUGGGCUGGUGCGCAUUUGGAAAGGAAGCAGAAGGCGUGAAUCAAUCAGGGCAGAUACAUUACCAUAAUGCGACAGAUCCGGAUGACAGCAACCAAUCAUUUCACGACUUAAUGAGGACCUACUUUGCAGUCGAGGAGAGCACUGUCACCAAAGGACUGGACAGCGUAGACGACCAGCGUGCGCUUAACAUUCUACGACGUACCACUGUCAAAUUGGAUUCCAACUAUGAGGCAGGUCUGAUAUGGAAAGUAGAUGAUCCGACAUUCCCAGAUAGCCUGCCGAUGGCGAAGAGUAGGCUAAAAGGACUAGAAAGACGUCUUGCACGUGACCCAACGCUGGCGGCAAAAGUGCAGGAGCAGAUCGAGAGUUACCUUCGCAAGGGCUAUGCGCACAAAUUGACGUCAGAGGAACUAUCGUAUACGGAUCCCCAUAGGGUAUGGUAUCUCCCUUUAGGAGUCGUCGUUAGCCCUACAAAACCCGGAAAAAUUCGUCUCAUCUGGGACGCCGCGGCGAAGGUGAAUGGCGUCAGCCUCAAUGACCUCCUACUUAAGGGGCCGGACCUACUCGUUCCAUUGGUAGCGGUUAUUUUACGAUUCAGGGAGCGAAACAUUGCGAUCAGUGGAGAUAUAUCCGAAAUGUUCCACCAGAUCAGCAUUAGGAAACAGGACAGGAACUUUCAACGAUUUUUGUGGAGGAGCCCGAAUGGAGAAAUCGAGACCUACGUUAUGGACGUCGCCACCUUCGGCGCAUCCUGUUCGCCGUGUACUGCUCAGUUUAUUAAAAAUCAAAACGCAGAAGGAUUUUCGCAAACGUUCCCCAGAGCUGCAAGUGCUAUCACUAAGAGUCAUUAUGUCGAUGACUUCCUCGACAGCACGGACACAGUGGAGGAAGCUAUCCAGCUUGUGAACCAAGUAAAGGUCAUACACCGAGAGGCAGGAUUCGACAUCAGGAAGUUCAAGUCAAACGCUCCGGAAGUGCUCGUCGCGGCAGAUGAAGCGAACAUGUCUGCUGAGAAGUCCAUCAACUGCGAAAAGCACACAGUCUCCGAUCGGGUACUUGGACUCGUAUGGAACCCCACCGAAGAUGUUUUCUCGUUCGACGUGUCAAGCUUAAUUGUGGAAAGGAUUCUCAGUGGAGGAGUAAUCCCAACGAAACGCCAAGUUCUUCAAGUGGUGAUUGUCGUAUUCAUCAUAAAAUAA